This is a messenger RNA of Taeniopygia guttata (zebra finch), 1238 nucleotides long. RefSeq names its product spexin hormone (gene SPX). Gene Ontology annotation, molecular function: neuropeptide hormone activity. NCBI's taxonomy places the organism in Eukaryota, Metazoa, Chordata, Aves, Passeriformes, Estrildidae. The record is from RefSeq and is a predicted model, not a curated record. Gene Ontology annotation, biological process: positive regulation of gastro-intestinal system smooth muscle contraction. Gene Ontology annotation, cellular component: cytoplasm.
UUUUUUUUUAAUGUGAGUGCAAUAUUUAGGAGCUGCAGGGGGGCUUAAGAAAUUUUCCUUUAAAAUAACCUGAAAGAAAUACACACAUAGAUAUAUUAUUAUAUGUAUUUUAAACAACUGCAUUAAAAAUACACCAAUAGCACAACCUCCGAAACCCGGGAUGAAGUGAACCACUGUGAAACAUCCAGUUAGAUUCUCUGAUGCCCAUCACUGUUACCAAUACAGGAAUAACAACAUGCCGAGCUGUGUGAACAAGCAGAGGUACAACUUGUGCACAGAGGAUUCAUGCUCAAUGUUUCCAUUUGCAUGUGCUGCAUGAGUGAACUCAAUCCAAGAAUCAAAAAAAACUUGUCUUGUGAUUUGUUUUAAUCAUGGUUGAUAUUGAUAGGAUGCUAAAUUAAAAAUAUUUUUUCCUUUUUUGUUUUUUUUAAACCUGAGGAAGUAGAGAUUUUGUCUCUUGGUUUGUUUGUUUGGAAUGACAAGCCCCCUACAUUUGCUUGUUGCCUACGGUUUGGUAAAAUCAAGGUAGAUUUUAUAUAAUCUUUACCCAUUAGUUUGUACAUUAUUCUCAUUUCUGGAGGAUUUGAUGUCCUUUGUAAAUAGGACCACAAAAGGUGCUCACCUUGAUGGCAGCUCUCACCAGGAUGAAACGGAUUUGAGUAAAAAGAAUAAAGUUCAAUUUAACAUUAAUCCUCUGAUCAGAUCAGUGUGAAACAUCCAUUGAGCAAGAGGAGGUUUGGCAGCAAGACAGGGAUGAGGCAGGAGUUGAGAACACCCUCACAUUUCGACGUGAAGUGGGGAGGAUGUACAGAUGUGAAAGACUUUUCCUGCACCUUGUAGUUCUCUGUUGUGCACAGGGGCUGCAUAAACUCCCAGCAUCUGCCCUGGCCCUGUUCCUGGCAGCGUCCUUCAUUGCCUUCUCCUGGAGUGCCCCUCAGGCUCAUUUCCAAAGGAGAAACUGGACUCCUCAGGCCAUGCUCUAUCUGAAGGGUGCACAGGGACGUCGCUUCAUCGCAGAUGAGAGCCAGAGGAAGGACAUUUAUGACAGAGUGCAGCUGGAAACACGCAGCCAUAGCACAAAUCCUUUAUCCCUUUCUGAAGCUGCUGCACUGUUCCUUACUUCCUUACAGAAAGCACAAGAAGGUGAAUGCACGUUUUGUCUUACUCUGACUUUUUUAAAAGCAGUUUUUCAGUAUUUCAUUUUCUAGCAAAUUAAUCUAGAAGGUCUGUUUUGAACU